GUUAAAUCUAAAUAUGGUAAAAUCUACCUUACUAUUAGCCGCUGCAUGUUUACUUGUUGCUGCCGAAGCAAAAGAGUAUCAUACCAAGGUUGUAAUUCUUGGAGGUGGUGUCAGUGGUAUUAGUGCUGCUUUAAAUUUGACAGCAGCUGGCGUCACGGAUUUCAUGAUGGUUGAAGCCCGUGAUAUUCUCGGCGGAAGAGCACAAGAUACCCAAUUUGGCGAUGUAAAUGUUGAGUUGGGCUGUAAUUGGGUACAAGGUCUAGGCACCAACCCCAUCAAUCAGCUUGCGCUCAAGUACAACCUUUCAACAGCUUUUAGUGAUAGUGCCGAUGUGCAGUGGUACGGUGAAAAGGGAAAAUACAACGGUACUGAAAUUUACAAUACAUUGGAUGAUGCGUUCAGUAAAGUUUUGGACAUUGGCUUUGAAAAACUUCAGAAUGACGAGGUUGACAUCUCUGGUAGAGUUGGCCUUGAUCUUGUCGGUUGGCAACCAUCCAACGCUUUUGAAGAGGCUGCUGAGUUCUAUUAUUGGGAUUGGGAGUUUGGAGAGACCCCUGAACUUUCUUCUACGGUGUUCGCUGCUGUCAAUGAUAAUUGGACCUAUUCUGGUUUUGGGCCUGAUGGAGAUGGUAACAACUAUGUUGUCGAUCAACGUGGUUUUAAGCACAUCUUUUUAGAGGAAUCCAAAAAGGUUUUUAAGACCGAUGCUGACAAGCGUUUAUUAUUGAACACAACCGUCACCAAGAUUGCGUAUAAUAACAAGGGGGUUACUGUGCAUACCAGCAAGGGUGAUACAAUCCAUGCAGAUUAUGCCAUCACUACAUUCUCUCUUGGCGUACUUCAACAUGACGAUAUUGAAUGGAGCCCAGCACUCCCUGACUGGAAGCGCGAAGGUCUCUACGGUUUCCAUAUGGCUACUUAUACCAAAAUCUUUUUCAACUUCCCCUAUCAAUUCUGGGACGAUUCACAGUUUACGGUUUGGGCAGAUCCUGAUCGCCGUGGUUACAUGAAUGCCUGGCAAAAUUUGAAUGCACCCGGUUACUUCCCCAAGAAUACCAGUACCAAUAUUUUUUUUGUGACGACCACACAGGACUUGUCUUACGAGGUGGAGAACAAGACAGAUGAAGAAGUCAAGGAGGAAAUCAUGGUGGUAUUGCGAAAGAUGUACGGUAACGAUAUUCCCGAACCUACAGACUUUAUGUUUCCUCGCUGGCAUACAAAUCCCCUUUUCCGUGGUAGUUAUUCUAACUGGCCUAUUGGAGAGUUGGAUGAACAUCAUGCCAACAUGAAAGCACCUUUAAAUAAUAGAGUGUUUUUCGCUGGUGAGGCUUUAUCUACUGAAUACUUUGGUUUCUUGCAAGGCGCCUGGUUUACUGGUGCAAAAGCUGGUGUGGAUGUAGCUCUCUGUCUCAAGGGAAGAUGUCCUCGCGCUGAAUACUACCCAGAGAUCACAAACGCAAAAAUUAGGGCCAACAUCAUUCACCGUUAAAAUAAACAUAUAAUUUUUUAUUAUUUUUUUUUAUUUUUUUUAUUUUUUUGCAUAUACUAUAAACUAUAAACUAUUUUUCCAUGUAGUUUCAUUAUUAUU
This is a messenger RNA of Mucor mucedo, 1588 nucleotides long. RefSeq lists its product as uncharacterized. Bases 14 to 1489 code for a protein of 491 amino acids. The transcript has 3 exons. Gene Ontology annotation, molecular function: oxidoreductase activity. The record is from RefSeq and is a predicted model, not a curated record. Lineage: Eukaryota; Fungi; Mucoromycota; Mucoromycetes; Mucorales; Mucoraceae.